Bombus pyrosoma is the source of this 1369-nucleotide messenger RNA. It is a transcript of the gene MED18, whose product is annotated as mediator of RNA polymerase II transcription subunit 18. The transcript has 2 exons. Gene Ontology annotation, molecular function: transcription coregulator activity. Gene Ontology annotation, biological process: termination of RNA polymerase II transcription; regulation of transcription by RNA polymerase II. Lineage: Eukaryota; Metazoa; Arthropoda; Insecta; Hymenoptera; Apidae. The record is from RefSeq and is a predicted model, not a curated record. Gene Ontology annotation, cellular component: core mediator complex; mediator complex. Bases 589 to 1239 code for a protein of 216 amino acids.
GUAUUUUAUAAUUUUACUUCAAUACAUCUGUUUAUAAAUUAUGGACGCAUUUUGUCGACAUAAUUAUUAUAGAAGAAACUGUUCUUAAUAAAAAUUUGAGUAAUUUACAUUUCUUGUUAUUAGCCUUUUGAUACAUAUUCGUGUACAAAAAUAUAUACACAUAUAUGUAAUAUUAAAUUAAUGACGGAGAAAUUCGGAUUAUUACAAAUAUUUCAAAACGAUGAGUUUUAUUAGUAAAAUAAUGAUAGAAGUGGAAGAACGUGAAAGAGUUAAAUACAGAUUAUUAACAUACGUAUAACAGCAUACAUGUGUUUCUAAAAAAUAAAACUGUUUUUUCUAUUUCUAUACCGCUAUAAUUCUAUGUGAAGUGAGCUGCUUAUGAAUAGAAAAUUUUACGAUCAGCUGUUACAUGGAAUAAUAUUUGCAAUUGCAUUACAUGUACUACAUUAUAUAUUGAGAAUUAUUACUAAUAAGAGUAAUAAGCAUUAAAGUUUUACAUUAAUCUAUAAAAGUGAACAUCUGUCAAACACUUUUCUAUUCUGCAAAGAGGAGAGAUUUAUUUUCAAGAAAAGUUUCUAACCUUAAAAAAUGAGUGCACCAAUAAGUACAGCAAUGGAUAAUUUAACAGCUGCAAUUAGAUCUAAUAUUAUUCCAAAUCAAGAAUAUUUAUUGCAAGGAUCUGUGUUAGACAGUGCUGUAGAAGUAUUGCUUCAUAGAUUACGUGGUUUAUGUGAUAAUGUAGAUACUGGUCCAGAAACCUUUAAUGAUCAUGAAAUGUGUUUUAGCAUCAGAGGAGCUGAACAACCAUUACUUUUACGUGUAAGAAGAGCAUUAGAUUAUCAAGAUAUGCCAUGGCAAUUACGUUAUAUCGGUCAACCUGAAUUGGGUGACAAAUCAAGACCUACAAUCGUUAGAAGUAGCUUAGAUAUAGCAACUAGUAAUACUGUUGUUGACUUUUUAACAGAACUUGGAUGUAGGCUAGACUUUGAGUAUAUUGCACGUGGUUAUAUGUUUCGUAAGGGUAGAAUGAAGGUUACAGUUUCCAAAAUAUUUAAGAUGGGGCAACAAGGAAAAAUACCUGAAAGUAUGGAAGCAAUAUCUCAAAGUUAUCUAGUGGAAUUGAGUGUUUUAGCACCUAGUGGCCAAGAUGCAAUAGCUGAAGAUAUGAGAAUUUUUGCAGAACAAUUGAAACCCUUGGUACAACUUGAAAAAAUUGACUACAAAAGAUUUGUUCAUUAAUAUAAAAAUUAUAAACCAGUAUUGAAUUUUAAAUUAUAUUUGUGUAAGUCUUUUUGUAGAACUGUAUAUAUAAGGAAAUUUUUUAUAAUUUAAACUAUACGAGAAAUAAAAAUUGUUAUAUUUUUUAUAA